GGUAGUCGGUCCUCUUGGCGCCCCACAGCCACGAGCCACCCACCAACACUUUACUCACCUCAACCACCACCACCGCCGCCUUUCCGUGCGGCCACCGCGUCUAUGCCCACCGCCCAAACCCUCCAUAAAUUCACCUCUCCUUCUCCUUCUCCCCAAAACUCCUAUCCAUAAAUCACAAUCCUUUCUCCCUCCACCAUCAAUGGCCACCGCUUCCUCCCCUCCACCGGACUCCGAUCAUUCCCUCCACUCCUCCCCCGAAACCCUAACCUCCCUCCCCAAAAAGCCCCAUCCCCUCCCCUGGACCCCCCAAGAGACCGUCAAUCUCAUCCAAGCUUACAAGGAGAAGUGGUACUCUCUCAAUCGCGGCCAGCUCAAGGCCAGCCAGUGGGAGGAGGUCGCCAUCGCCGUCGCCGCCCGCUGCGGCUUCGACGACCUCUCCAAGUCCUCCACUCAGUGCCGCCACAAGAUCGAGAAGCUCCGGAAGCGCUACAGGGCCGAGCGCCUUAAGCCCUACCCCAACUCCUGGCAGUUCUUCGACCUCAUGGAUAAUCUCGAACGCGGGCCCUUGCCGAUCGCCGCCCAUCCCGUCGCCAUGGUAAAGUAUCAGAACCCUAAUUACGAUGCCAAUAGGUACGAAGAGGAUAGCGACAACGAAGCGGCGAAUGCUGCUGGUUAUGGAAGCGUUGAUUUGAAGAAAAAUAAGUCCAAGAGUAUAAACCACAUUGUAAGUGGAGAAAUGAAUGGUACUAGAAAUAUGAAUAAAAGGAGAAUCCCAAUGCAUGAGUUUAGGAAAGGAAAUUUUGCGAAUGAGCCCAGCGAUGAUGAAGGGGAAGAUGAGGAGGUAGAUGAAGAUGGAAUAGAGGUGGAAGAAGAGGAUGGAGGAGAUGGAGACAGUGAAUUGGCUGCAGAAAUUAGGGGUUUUGCAGAGAGGUUUAUGAGGAUGGAGAAGAGAAAGAUUGAGAUGAUGAGGGACACUGGAAGGUUCAGAAUUGAGAUGCAGAAGAAGAUGCUGGAUAUGAUUCUUGAGACUCAGAGAAAGAUUGCUGAUUCUGUCACUAGGAUCUUGGAGCCAAAUAAAAGAGUGAAGAUGGAACUUUAGAAACUUCACAUUGUUUAUAUCCUUCUUCUUUGCUUUCCAUUCACAGAAAUAACUCCCUCCAUUGUUGCAUGCAGGUUAGAUUUCACAUUUGCUUUGUACUGCUCUUUACCAUUUCUGGAGUAGAUGUACAGACAAGUAGAGUUAGCAAAUUUGAGUCUUUGUAGGCUGAUUAUGAAUGCAAAGAUAGAAACUAAAGUUGCAAUGUGUUUCAUAAUCAGAAUAAUUUAUUGUUGUCAAUCCAUCACUUUUUAGCAGUAGAAAGUGUUUGCCAA
Messenger RNA from Ipomoea nil (Japanese morning glory), 1371 nucleotides. Its product is annotated as trihelix transcription factor ASIL2. Gene Ontology annotation, molecular function: transcription cis-regulatory region binding. Gene Ontology annotation, cellular component: nucleus. NCBI's taxonomy places the organism in Eukaryota, Viridiplantae, Streptophyta, Magnoliopsida, Solanales, Convolvulaceae. The transcript has a single exon. Bases 200 to 1099 code for a protein of 299 amino acids. The record is from RefSeq and is a predicted model, not a curated record.